Molecule: messenger RNA, 1225 nt
Organism: Coccidioides immitis RS
Lineage: Eukaryota; Fungi; Ascomycota; Eurotiomycetes; Onygenales; Onygenaceae
Exons: 2
Coding region: 656-919 (87 amino acids)
Source: RefSeq, a predicted model, not a curated record
UCCUCCAGACUCUGGCCAUUUGCAUAUGUCAGCAUUUCAAGCCACACAGAGUCAGAGCCACUCCUUAUUGGUUCUCCCGAACGCUACGAAUGCAGGGCGCGUCCCACUAUCGGAGAACGAGGAUGGGAAUGGCCUUGACGAGCGACGGGGAGAUAUCCUGUCGCCCCAUGUUUGAGUCAUCCACCUUCGGCUUGGUAAAGCUUGUCCAGAAUUGAGUUCGCGGCUCUGGCGAUGCUGAGAAAUGCUUUACCCAGAAGUCAGGGAAUGCACGGUCCGGCUAUGGCUUGGUCGGGUGGGUUGGAGGAGCGGGACAGGGUCUCGAGGUAUCUUGAAUGACUAUAAAGGCAACUUUCUCUUCUUCUUAUUUCUGUUUCUCUCACUUUCAAACUAUCUUGUCAGUUGAUGUGAUAUACACCUGAACACUUGGUGCACCCAGAACUAGAUCUUGCUACCUUUCAAAGCUAUCACCACGAUAUCAGGUUUUACGCAGAGCCUUUUGAUAAUCAAGCUUAUUAUAAGGAGUGCCCUGAUACAUUCUUAUCCUGAAAUCUAUUCCGAGUCCGGAGUGAUCCUGAUAUAUCCCACAAAACAAAACACAACCGAGCACCUUCUUCUCCAAGGGGACUAUUCCAGCUCACCAGAUCACCUCCUUACGAUGGCUGGCAACUUAACUGACUUCACUCUCAACUAUUAUCCGGCGGUCGCCAAUGCAAAAGAUGCGUCUUCGCUUCCAACGCCACGCCGAAAGUCAACAGACAGCUCAUCCUCUGCAUUCUCGAGUGUUUCAUCUCUCAAGGCAAUGGUUCAACGAUGCAGACUGCAAGAGUCCUUGCUAAGUCCGAAGAAGCCCAAGGCAUCAACGUCAACAACCCGAGCCGUAACGAUGGAAGCACGUGCUACGUAUUUCGCGUUGAGAUAAAUGGGACUAUGGCGUUGGUGCUCAAAGCUUUGAUCGAUUAAUUUACGGCUUAAAAGUAAUGAAUUUGCCUUAUCUUUUCUUUUCUUUCCUUUUUUUUUUUUUUUAUCGCGGGAGUUAAAGAGCGAUGACACCUUCAUGGGAGCAUGCCAAAUUUUUGAGAAAAUGGUGGAGUGCUUUCGAGUCAUGAGACAGAGAGUUUCUUUUCGUGGAUACCCUGUAUCAAUUUUUAGAAUUUGUGAGCAAGCUGAGCUAUUUCUUCAUUCUUGAGGCCUAAUUGAGAUUAAUUCAAAAUUUAAAUUUCUUAUG